Messenger RNA from Hibiscus syriacus, 915 nucleotides. RefSeq names its product homeobox-leucine zipper protein ATHB-40-like. Gene Ontology annotation, molecular function: sequence-specific DNA binding; DNA-binding transcription factor activity, RNA polymerase II-specific. Gene Ontology annotation, cellular component: nucleus. The transcript has 3 exons. The record is from RefSeq and is a predicted model, not a curated record. Bases 59 to 697 code for a protein of 212 amino acids. Lineage: Eukaryota; Viridiplantae; Streptophyta; Magnoliopsida; Malvales; Malvaceae. Gene Ontology annotation, biological process: positive regulation of DNA-templated transcription.
CCUUCACACAUUCAACACGAUCAAAACACGUGAGAAAGGUAGGAAGAAGAAAGAGAGAAUGAGUGAAGAUUAUCAAAGGAUGAUGACAUCCCAAAUGCAUGGACAUCAUGAAGAUCUUAUCUUCCCUGGAUUAUACACUCAAAUUGCAGCACAGCCAGGGGAAGCAAAGCCUCGACGGCGGAGGAAGAAGAUCAAGGGAGGGGAAAACAGCCAGUGUGGUGGGGCUAAAAAGAGGAAGCUUACACAGGAACAAGUUGAUCUUCUUGAACUCAACUUCGGCAAUGAACAUAAGCUAGAGUCCGAAAGGAAAGACCGAAUCGCAUCGGAGCUGGGACUUGACCCUCGCCAGGUUGCAGUUUGGUUCCAAAACCGAAGAGCUCGUUGGAAGAACAAGAAGAUGGAGGAAGAGUACAACAGGCUCAAAUCACUUCAUGAAACUGCUCUUCUCGACAAAUGCCGCCUUGAAUCCCAGGUUGUAAAGCUGAAGGAGCAACUUGGCGAGGCAGAGAAGGAAAUCCAGCAGCUGGCGGAACGAAUAGAUGGAGUUUCCAGUAAUAAUAGUUCAAGCUCAUCCGUACUGUCAAUGGAAGCCAAUAUUGGUCCAGUUUUUCAAGGGGAAUUUGGAUAUGAUGAUGUUUUUUACAUUGGGGAAGACAGUUAUAUUCUUGGCACGGAGUGGGUCAAUCUUUAUAUGUAAGGAUAUUAGCUGAACAGCAUAUGUAGGUAUGGAUAAUUAUGGCACCCAAAUCCACUGAAUGUAAUUAAUCCUUAAUUUUCUUCUAAAGGAUAUUAGCUGAACAGCAUAUGUAGAUAUGGAUAAUUAUGGCACCCAAAUCCACUGAAUGUAAUUAAUCCUUAAUUUUCUUCUAAAGGAUAUUAGCUGAACAGCAUGUGUAGAUAUGGAUAAUUAUGGCA